Salarias fasciatus (jewelled blenny) is the source of this 587-nucleotide messenger RNA. RefSeq names its product SH3 domain-binding glutamic acid-rich-like protein 3. NCBI's taxonomy places the organism in Eukaryota, Metazoa, Chordata, Actinopteri, Blenniiformes, Blenniidae. Bases 137 to 412 code for a protein of 91 amino acids. The transcript is spliced from 3 exons. Gene Ontology annotation, cellular component: cytoplasm. The record is from RefSeq and is a predicted model, not a curated record.
AAACCUGCUCACCUUGUCUGGUAAAGCUGCAAGCCUGCAGUCGAGAUAGUGGAAGGUUUUUCUGUGUCUCCGCUUCUCUUUGCGCCUCCGUCAAACUGUUUCUCUCGAUAAUUCUUGGAGCUCAGAAAUAGCAGAAAUGACACUGACCGUGUAUUACAGCAGCGUGAGCGGCUCCACCAAGAUGAGAAAAGAGCAAGAUCGCAUUUUCAGUAUCCUGGAUUCCCAGAAAAUUUACUACAUAAAGGUCGAUAUUUCUCAGAGCUCUGAUGAUAAAGACAAAAUGAGGAAGUUGGCUUCGGAUAAAACUGCACUGCCACCACAAAUAUGCAACGGAGACAGCUACUGUGGUGACUAUGCAGCAUUUGACGCGGCUGUUGACAACGAGCAGCUGAAGAGCUUCCUCCAAGCCUAAUAUGAUGACAAGAUCUGUGGGAACCCGAAUCACAUCACAACACCCACUGCAUGAACAACCACAUAAAUGAGAACUGAGUGCAUUCUUACUCAUUUCUGCAUUUCUGUGAAGAAAGAUGUUUUGAUUGCUCAAAUAAAAAAUCCCAAUUUGGGUCUGUGAAGAAUCGGGUUUUUCA